This is a messenger RNA of Eimeria necatrix, 1974 nucleotides long. RefSeq lists its product as hypothetical. Gene Ontology annotation, molecular function: protein binding. Lineage: Eukaryota; Apicomplexa; Conoidasida; Eucoccidiorida; Eimeriidae. The record is from RefSeq and is a predicted model, not a curated record. The transcript has 8 exons. Bases 1 to 1974 code for a protein of 657 amino acids.
AUGUCCCCUGGUCUGGGUGAGGAAGCUGUUCAAGGCCGGGUUUUGCCGCUGCUGCUGCGGGCUCAAUCUGCUGCUUCUGAGCUCGGCAAAGAGGAGCGAACUGCUGCUACUGCUUCCAUGUUUGACCUUGCAAAGUCUGUUUCUCCUGGAACGCGUCUGACGGCUUUGUUGCCUGCGCUUCUUCAAUUGCUGAAAGACCCAGAGCCCUGCGUGCGCUUGGCAGCAAAACAGCAGAUCUGCUUCUUUUUAACUUCCGUUGCACAGUUCUUGGAUCCGGCUGCUGCUGCUGCUGCUAUUCAGCAGCAGCAGCAGCAGCACGGCGAACUGUACAUGGAUAGUCGGAAAGACAAGCAACAGAAGGUCCAAUACUCGCAGCAGCAACAGCAGCAGCAACAACUGCAGCAGCACAAGCAGCAGCAAGAGCGACGAGUGCAAAAAAACCAAAAUGAUGAUGACAGACCCAAACGAGAGGAUGAGCAGCUUCGGGAACAAGGCCAGCAGCAGCAGCAGCAGCAGCAGCAGCAGCAGCAGCAAGACGCAGCAGGACCGGAGGAACCCGCUAAUUCUGAAGGCAGCUGCAGCAACAGCAGCAGCAGCCUCACGCCCCCUCACAGAGAUGCAGCUCACGAGGUGCGUGGCGCAGCAGCAGAAGCAGCGGCAACAGGCACAACGCCCUCAGAAGCAGCAGCAGCAGCAGCAGCAGCAGCAGCAGGCUCCCAGCCACCCGCAGGGGCUGCGGACGAGAGCCCAGAAGCAGCAGCAGCAGCAGCGCAGCAAGCAGCACCUGAACUGGCACAACCCGCAAGAGAGUCUGCAGCAGCGCCAGCAGAGGCAGCGGCAGCAGCGGUGGAGUCCGCAGCAGCAACACCAGCAGCAGCAGCAGCAGCAGCAGCAGCAGCAGCUACAGCAGAUUUGCAUGCGCUUCUAAGGGAGUACAGAGCCCUGACAGAAUUUGGACCAACUGUAGAAGAGCUGGAUGGCCAAGCUUUAUUUCCUUUUGGAGAUGCUGCGCAUAUCAUCUCAGACGAGGCCUUUUCUGUUGCUGCUGAAGUUGAACCCCCCGUUGGCUGCCACUGCACAGUCUGCCAAGUUGUGAAGAGACGGGGGGUUGUAAUGGCUGGGGAGGGGGCCCUCAUGGGGGGCCCCUUUACAGAUAGUGCAGCAGCAGCAGCAGCAGCAGAAAUGGGGGCAGGCAUGCUGCUGCCAAUGUUUAUUCAGCAGCAGCAGCAGCAGCAGCAGCAGCAGCAGCAGCCGAACAGCAGAAGCAGCAAGAGGCAGCAGGAGCAGCAGCAAAAACUGCCUGGCGUUGUGAAUUUGUUGCUGCUGCAGCUUGCGGCGAUAAAGACGGCGGGGCUGUUGGCGCGGCCUCUUCCGACUUCUUCUCGGCGAGAGAUAGUCGGGUGUUUAUUAUCUGCAUGCGAAUCUUCGGGCCACCAGUUUUCCAUUCGACUUAUUGCUGCUCAGCAGCUGCCUCCUUUAUUCGAUUUGAAAGACCGCCAACUGCGCGAGCUUCUCCUUGCCCUUGCCUUCUCGCUGCUGGAAGACCCUGUGGCUUUGGUGCGGCGGACUGCUUGCCGCUGCAUCCCUUCGCUGAUAAAGUGCUGCUGCCCUUCUUUGCUGAACCUUCCGGAGCCGCUGCCGCCUGUUGAAGUCUUGAUGCAGCAGUACGCAGCAAGCAAGAGCAGCAACAAUGCCAGCAGCAGCAGCAGCAGCAGCAGCAGCAGCAGCAGCGGCAGCAAUGGCACCAGCGGGGGAGCAUCUUCUUCACAGGGAACUCCAAGUCUCACGUCGGGCGAAGAAGUUCGCGUCGUGCAGAUGUUUCUCGAGAAGUUCGCCAGGUGCUGCUGCUGCUGCUGCUGCUGCUGCUGCUGCUGCGAACUGGAGCUGCGAGUUUCUUUGCUGCUGCUGCUGCUGUUGCAGCUGUUGCUGAGGCUGGCUUCGGCAGGAUCGCUGGCUCUGCCGUUGCUGCCGUAG